This is a messenger RNA of Galdieria sulphuraria, 833 nucleotides long. Its product is annotated as zeta-carotene desaturase. The record is from RefSeq and is a predicted model, not a curated record. Gene Ontology annotation, molecular function: oxidoreductase activity. NCBI's taxonomy places the organism in Eukaryota, Rhodophyta, Bangiophyceae, Galdieriales, Galdieriaceae. The annotation marks the transcript as partial. The transcript is spliced from 2 exons.
ACAUCCCAUGGCUGCUUAUUUGCAACAAAGAAAUGCAGAAAUUUUCUUGAGAAAAAAAGUGAGACGUCUAAUCUAUCAGACUGUACAAGACAAGUUGCAAGUGAUUGGAAUGGAAAUUGCAGAGGAAGCAAGAGGAAAUGCCCCUGGAAAGAUCAUUCAUGCAGAUGGAGUGGUAGUAGCUUGUGAUGUUAGGGGAAUUCAAAGAUUGUUGCCUCAAGAAUUGAGAAAGUUUCCUGAAUUGGACGGGAUCUUUCGUUUAGAAACGGUUCCAGUCAUUACAGUUCAACUUCGAUUCGAUGGAUGGGUUACCGAAUUGGAUCGUAACAAAGUAGCUUUUAGAGGAAUCGAUAAUCUGUUGUAUUCUGCAGAUGCUGAUUUUUCUUGCUUUGCAGAUCUUGCUCUAACCUCGCCAGAAACGUAUUACAAACCAGGAGAAGGAUCAUUGUUACAAUUGGUUAUCACACCCGGCGAUAAAUAUAUGCGCUGCAACAAUGAAAACUUAAAAUGUGUUUGGUCUUCAGUAGUCAAGCUAGGACAUUCCUUAUACAAGGAAGCACCUAAUUGCGAUGUUUGGAGGCCGAAACAAGAGACUCCAAUUUCUAGAUUAUUUUUAGCUGGAAGUUACACUUCGCAGGAUUAUAUAGACAGCAUGGAAGGUGCAGUCAAGUCGGGUAGAUUAGCUGCAGAAGUUGUUUCAAAAAGAAUACCGAUAAACAGGAACAAAGAUAUAUAAAAACAAUGAAUGUCAUAUCUAUGUUUUUUUGUGAUGCUUUGUCAAGAAUGUUUUUUAAAAAUUUUUGCGUUGUCUCCAAAAUAAAUUCACAGCACUAAAA